AAUCCACAAAUAGAUGUCUCGACAAUAAUGAUAAUACUAUAUUAUCUGAAAUAGUAGAGUCUCCAAUUGAAUCUGAAAAUGACAAUAAUGAAAAGAAGAAUAAUCAAAAUGAUCAGAAUACCAAUUGUGAAGUUGAAUCUAAAAAUCUUGACAAUAGUAAAGAUGUGAUUAGUGAUUCUAUUCAGAAGCUUUUUGCUUAUAUUUUUGUGAAUGAUUCCUGA
Messenger RNA from Racocetra persica, 221 nucleotides. The record is from the annotation of a GenBank genome assembly. Lineage: Eukaryota; Fungi; Glomeromycota; Glomeromycetes; Diversisporales; Gigasporaceae.